AUGCUUUCAAUCAAUAUCCCAAAACAUACCACGCCCAAUGAAUACGAACUGAGCGAAGUCCCCUCCCUAUCCAUCGAACGCCCUACCGACAUCUUAAUUAAAGUUCACGCCGCGAGCAUCAACCCGAUUGACGUGAAAAAGGCCUCGGGUAUAACCAAGGCCGUUCUCAAGGAUACCUUCCCGUAUAAAAUCGGCUAUGACUGCGCAGGAGCGGUUCUAGAGACUGGUUCCGAAGUAACCCGUUUCAAGACCGGUGAUGAGGUUUUUGUUCGGUUACCGGAAUGUCACCGCGGCUCAUGGAGUGAGAUCGCAAGGUCAAGUGAAGAAUUCGUCGCGUUGAAGCCAGUGGGUCUUUCUAUGGAGGACGCUGCUUCGAUCCCACUUGCGGCUAUGACGGCUUUGCAGUCGCUCAGGGGGUAUGAGGGGGAUCUUGAAGGGAAGACUGUUUUCAUUCCUGCUGGGUUGGGUGGCACUGGUCUGUUCGCUUGCCAACUAGCUAAGAACAUUUUCAAAGCCGGCAAGGUGAUUACCACAGUUUCCACGGCCAAAGUCCCCAAGGUAAAAGAACUUUUAGGCGAGGGAGUUGUGGACGAAAAACUCACAUCUUCCCCGCUGGCAGUCAUCGACUACAGAAAAUCAGAUCCCAAAGAAGUCAUUCCUACACAAUCGGUCGACUUCAUCUUCGACACUACCGGCAGCGCGAUGGAGUAUCUAUCAUUAAUGCGUCCAAAAGGAGCCAUAAUUACAGUAUCAAUCCUAACCUCUGGAGACGUUCUGCAAAAUUCUAGCGUUAUGCGCCGAUCACCAGACAAGGCGGAUAAAGCUACGGUGCCAUUUCCUAUUCGUAUCGCCUUGAAUUUCAUGGAUAGAAUUCGAGUGAUGCGUGCGUCUAGGUACGGGGUCAAGUACGCGUCUAUCUUUCUGGAACCCAAUGCGGGCGAUCUGGAUUCGAUUCGGGGUUGGGUGGAGGAGGGGAAGUUGAAGACUAUUGUUGGGACGAGGGCGAAUGCUAAGGAUAUUAAUGCGGUUAGGGAGGCUUGUCAGGUUGUUUUUGAUGGGAAAGGUGGUGUUGGGAAGUCUGUUAUUGUGUUUUGA
Penicillium waksmanii is the source of this 1095-nucleotide messenger RNA. Its product is annotated as NADP-dependent oxidoreductase. Gene Ontology annotation, cellular component: mitochondrion. The coding region runs from base 1 to 1095 and encodes 364 amino acids. The transcript is spliced from 4 exons. The record is from RefSeq and is a predicted model, not a curated record. Lineage: Eukaryota; Fungi; Ascomycota; Eurotiomycetes; Eurotiales; Aspergillaceae. Gene Ontology annotation, molecular function: oxidoreductase activity.